Gambusia affinis (western mosquitofish) is the source of this 2816-nucleotide messenger RNA. RefSeq names its product golgin subfamily A member 6-like protein 22. Bases 176 to 2782 code for a protein of 868 amino acids. The record is from RefSeq and is a predicted model, not a curated record. The transcript has 7 exons. Lineage: Eukaryota; Metazoa; Chordata; Actinopteri; Cyprinodontiformes; Poeciliidae.
AUAACAAUUGAUUUAAAAUUUUUUAAAUAAUGAAACUUAAACUAAGUUUGAUUGACUUAUUUAGUAACAACUCGAAAAGUUAAAGUUAUCAGAUAAUGUUUCGCUAAAUUGAAUGAACAGAAAUAUAAUCUUUUAGUGAUAUUCUGUUCCACAUUUCAUACCAGCCGGUGGCGGUAUGAAAUGUUAUUUCGUUGGUUGCCAACCGCCACUAACCAUCAGAGAAGAAGAAGAAGAAGUCAGCAUCGCAGCAAAGCCAUUACUGAAUACUGAUAUCUGUUUUCACAGGAUGGAGAACAACAGGGAUGAAGACUCUUCUACUGUCAAUGUCAACAAUGCCAAACAUCCUCCUAAAUCUGAAGAAGUGGCAUCAUCAACAGUCCGCCUCUCUUCUCUGAUGUUGAUGUGUUUGGGGUUGCUUUGUGCCGUACUGACUGCAAACAUCGUCUACAUGAGUUUCACGACGACCAGUCAGCAGGAAAAUAUCACAAGCCUUGCAACAGAAAAAAACCAACUGAUUCAGGAACGAAAAAUGAUGGAGAAAAAGAUUGAGGAGGUGAACCGAGACAAACAGUCGAUCCAAGUAAAAGCGAGGCUUGCCAGAGAGAGGCUUACUCAACACAGAGAGAAGCUGAGCAAUAUGAUAGAGGAGCUUAACAAAGAGAGAGACGAGCUGAGCAAAGAGAAAGAGGAGGUGAUCAAACAGAAAGAGGAGGUGAGCCGAGACAAAAACAAGCUGAAGGAUAAGGCAGAGAAGUUGAACUUAGAGAGAGAGGAUGUGAACCAAAAGAAAGAGGAACUGAGCAAAGCAAAAGAGGAGCUGAGCAAAAAGAAAGAAGAGCUGAGCAAAGAGAAAGAUAAGCUGAUAAAAGAUAGAAAGGAGCUGAAUAAAGAGAAAGAGGAGCUGAGAAAAAAUGCAAAAGAGCCAGGCAAAGGAAAUGAGGAUUUCAGAAAAGAGCUAGAGAAACUGAACAAAGAGAAAAAGGAGCUGUGGAAAGAGAAAGAACAGCUGAAUAAAAACAAAGCAGAGCUGAGCAAAGAGAAAGAAAAACUAAGCAAAGACAAGAAAGAGCUGAGCAAAGAGAAAGACAAACUUAACAAAGAGAAAGAUGAUUUAACCAAAGACAAAAAUAAGGUGAGCAAAGAUGAAAAGGAACUUUUCAAAGAGGAAGGCGACCUAAAGAAUUUAACAGUGGAGCUGAGCAAAGAGGAACCUGAGCUGAACAAAAAGACAGAGGAGUUGAACAAAGAGAAGGAUGAGCUGAACAAAAAGAAAGAACAGCUAAGCAAAAACACAACAGAGCUGAACAAAAAAAGAGAGGAGCUGGACAAAAGGAAAGAUCAGCUGAAAAAAAUGAAAGCAGGACUGAGCCAAGAGAAAACGGGGCUGACAAAGGAAAUGAACAAAGAGAAUGAGGAGCUGAAGAAAAUCAAAGAUGAUCUGAGCAAAAAGAGAGCAGAGCUGAGCAAAACAACAGAUGAGGUGAGCAAGGAGAAAGAAGGGCUGAACAAAGAGAAAGACGAGUUGAGCAAAAACAAAAGGGAGCUGGACAAAGAGAAAGACAAACUGGACAAACAGAAAUAUGAACUGAACAAGUACAAAGACAACCUGAGCAAAGAAAAAAAGGAGCUGAGCAAAGAAAAUGAUGAACUGAGCAAAUACAAAGAUAAGCUGAGCAAAAAAAAAAUGGAGCUGAACAAAGGAAAUGAUGAACUGAGAAAUAAGAGAAAGGAGCUGGACAAGGAGAAAGAGGAACUGGACAAAAAUAAAGGCGACCAGAGCAAAACGAAAGCCGAGCUGAGCAGGAAGACAGAGGAGUUUAACAAAGAGGAAAAGGAUCUGAAUAAAAAGAAACUGGAGAUGAACAAAGAGAAAGAAGAUCUGAACAAAAAGAAAGUGGAUCUGAGCAAAGAGAAAGCAAAGCUGGACAAAGAGAAACAGGAACUGAACAAAAAGAAAGCAGAUCUGAGCAAAGAGACAGCGGGGCUGAACAAAGAGAAACAGGAGUUUAGUAAAAAUAAAGUGGAUCUGAACAAAGUGAAAACGGAUCUCAACAAAAAGAAAGAGGAGCUAAGCAAAGAGACAGUGAAUCUGAGCAAAAUGACAGAGCAGCUGAACAAAGAGACAAAGGAGCUGAACGAAAAGAAAGCGGACCUGAAUAAAAUAAAACUGGAUCUGAUCAAAAUGAAACAGGAGCUGAACAAAGAGAAACAGGAGCUGAAUAAAGAGAAAGGAAAGCUGAGCAUAUUGAGAAUGGAGACAGAGAAUCAAUGCAAAGAGAGAGAUGCCCUGAAGACCUUCUACGACUACGUCAUGAAAUUUCAAAGAUUUCCAGUUGUAGAGCUGUGUCCUCUAGAUAUGAGACCAAAGUGUGAGGAUUGCAGGGUAAAAGAGCCAUCAUACAAGGGACACUGCUACUGGAUUCAGGAUGAUGUAAAAAGUUUGAUGACCUGGGAUCUAGGUCGAAAGUGGUGCAAUUUAUAUGGUUCAGAUUUGGUUGUAAUUGAUGAUCUGGAGGAGCAGGAAUUUAUCACCCUUCAAAUCAAAUACUAUGAAACUUCGAAAGGAUUCUGGAUAGGGUUACAUCAUACAGCAGGCGGAUGGUUUUGGGUUGAUGGACGAAAGAAAACCCAUGACUUCUGGAUGAAAGGGAUUGCCCAUACUUCAGGAGCAGCACUGCAUAUGCCACAAAGUAAAGCCACAGAGAGCUGGAGAGCAGAAGACAAAAAAAAGUACAACGGUUUCAUCUGUGAGCGUCCGAUGACCGUUUGGCCCUAUAACUAACUGUUCUAUUAAAGUUUCAACAAGGAUCACUCAA